Messenger RNA from Anopheles moucheti, 1298 nucleotides. RefSeq names its product ragulator complex protein LAMTOR2 homolog (gene Lamtor2). NCBI's taxonomy places the organism in Eukaryota, Metazoa, Arthropoda, Insecta, Diptera, Culicidae. Gene Ontology annotation, biological process: cellular response to amino acid stimulus; positive regulation of TOR signaling. Gene Ontology annotation, molecular function: guanyl-nucleotide exchange factor activity; molecular adaptor activity. The record is from RefSeq and is a predicted model, not a curated record. The transcript has 2 exons. Bases 97 to 474 code for a protein of 125 amino acids. Gene Ontology annotation, cellular component: Ragulator complex.
UACGUAUUCCAGGCUGUUUCAUCGCUCGUGAUAGCAGAUCAAGUUUCUUUCGAUUAUUCCAUUCGAGUCGGAAAGCCUUAUCAUCUGUGUAGCAAAAUGCUUCAGCCGAAAGUUUUAACGUCGGUUCUCAGCCAAGCCAACACAGGAGGGGUUGAAAAUACGAUAUUACUUACGCACGAAGGAGCAUUAUUAGCAUUUUCCGGAUUUGGUGACCGAGAUGCAACGGUAACGGCGGCAAUCGCAAGCAAUAUUUGGUCCGUGUACGAAAAGAAUGGCCGUAACGCGUUUCGGGAAGAUCGGCUUCAGUACGUAUUCCUUCAGUGUGAGAAUGGUAACGUCGUCAUCACGCAGGUUGCCAACCUUCUGCUCUGCCUGUACGCCCGGGACAACGUGGGACUCGGCAUACUGAAGGAGAAGGCACAAGCGCUUGCAACGUAUCUGGAGGGUCCACUGAAGGAGAUCGCUACGUCAUAGUGAAGGAGGAUGGACGAGAUAUUGUUAUUCCUAUUUAUUAGUGCUUAAUACAUUCGUUCACAUAUUGAAGAUUUGCUUGUAAAAAAGUACGGAAUGUGUUUUGUUGAUGGAAAAGUUUGUUACCGCCGCUAGGGACUCUUUUUGUGCAUAAGCUUUUAUCUUUUCAUUGUGCUCUUUUAUCUCUUCCUUGCUGAAAACGGUUAACUGGCGCGUUUCGAAGCACAGCAAACACGUUUCCUUCCAAGUCCUGUUGAAGCCGCCCUGUAACAAACCAAAGUAAUUGGUAGCCACAAAUACCAUGUCAAAUUUCGCAGCAAACCGAUCCAGCUCAUGCAUACGCAAAACGUCUUCGAUGGAGAGGAAGUGAAUUGUAAAAUUAUCGCAGCGUAGAAGAGGUUUGUCGUAGCGAGCUGCUUCAAACUGUUCCGUACGGGCAUCGUGUCUGUUAAGAUUUUUCCCCGUAUCAAGCUGAUGUGAUCCAAACUGAUGGAUGUCCUUUGGAUCGAAACUAUAUGGCUGGCGUUCCUGUAUUUCGUACAUUAUUUGCAGCACAUUUCUUUCCGUUACGUCGGUCGAGCGGAAGUCGUUCACUCCAUGUUUCGAUCGGGAAAGCCUUUCCUCGGCACACUUGUGACCGAAUGCAAUGUAAGGACCGGUCAUAUUGUCCCCUACAGAUCCACGAUGAAGAAAACCGUUCCCAUUGCGCACUAAUCCUACCGCGAAUGUUUUGUUCGGAUCGCUCUGUUCAUACUCGGGGAAGGUGAAGGCAACGCCUGUUUCACGCCAGUGCUUGUACUCUUGAGGACAGAUCUGUUUGGCUCCGU